Molecule: messenger RNA, 4018 nt
Organism: Drosophila ficusphila
Lineage: Eukaryota; Metazoa; Arthropoda; Insecta; Diptera; Drosophilidae
Gene: dco
Product: discs overgrown protein kinase
Exons: 4
Coding region: 354-1670 (438 amino acids)
Biological process (GO): endocytosis; signal transduction; peptidyl-serine phosphorylation
Cellular component (GO): nucleus; cytoplasm
Molecular function (GO): ATP binding; protein serine/threonine kinase activity
Source: RefSeq, a predicted model, not a curated record
CACCAUUUUAGUGUCUCAUUGCUAGUGCGUGUGUGUGUGUAAGUGCCCCUCGGCGUUGUGUUGGUGUGAAAAUGCUGAAGCAGGAGGGAUAGCAACGUGCUCGUGGUAAAAACAGCUCGAAUUAGAAGAAGAAGCAGCGACGCCAGCAGCGGAAGUGGGCAACGCAGAAUAAGAAAUAGGAAAAAUUUGCCGAGAAGAAACAACAAAAAAAAUUGCCUAGUAGAGCGACUGCCUUGAAAAAAUUGGAUAGGAAGAGAAAGAGUUUGGACGAGAGGACAGCGCAAGAAAGGCAACUGCGACCCGAGGUAACCCCACAUCCAGCCACACAGAAACCCACGAAACAGACUUCCAAGAUGGAGCUGCGCGUGGGCAACAAAUACCGCCUGGGUCGCAAGAUCGGCUCUGGAUCAUUCGGCGAUAUAUACUUGGGCACCACGAUCAACACUGGUGAGGAGGUGGCCAUCAAGCUGGAGUGCAUCCGCACCAAGCAUCCCCAGCUGCACAUCGAGUCCAAGUUCUACAAAACGAUGCAGGGCGGUAUAGGUAUACCGCGUAUAAUCUGGUGCGGCAGCGAGGGCGACUACAAUGUGAUGGUGAUGGAGCUACUGGGUCCCUCGCUGGAGGACCUCUUCAACUUUUGCUCGCGCCGCUUCUCACUGAAGACGGUUUUGCUGCUGGCGGACCAGAUGAUCUCCCGCAUCGACUACAUCCACUCGCGGGACUUUAUCCAUCGCGACAUCAAGCCGGACAACUUCUUGAUGGGUCUCGGCAAGAAGGGCAAUCUGGUGUACAUCAUCGACUUUGGCCUGGCCAAAAAGUUCAGAGAUGCUCGCUCGCUGAAGCACAUCCCGUAUCGGGAAAACAAGAACCUCACGGGCACCGCCCGUUAUGCCUCCAUCAACACACAUUUGGGAAUCGAGCAGUCCCGUCGAGAUGACCUGGAAUCUUUGGGUUAUGUCCUCAUGUACUUCAAUUUGGGCGCCCUGCCCUGGCAGGGACUAAAAGCAGCCAACAAGAGGCAAAAAUACGAGAGAAUCUCGGAGAAGAAGCUGUCCACCUCGAUUGUGGUGCUGUGCAAGGGCUUCCCCAGCGAGUUUGUGAACUAUCUAAACUUCUGUCGCCAGAUGCAUUUCGACCAGCGCCCCGACUACUGCCACCUGCGCAAGCUCUUCCGGAACCUGUUCCACCGUCUGGGCUUCACUUAUGACUACGUGUUUGACUGGAACCUGCUGAAGUUUGGCGGUCCGAGGAAUCCGCAGGCCAUUCAGCAGGCGCAGGACGGAGCGGACGGACAGGCGGGCCAUGAUGCGGUUGCCGCAGCAGCGGCGGUGGCUGCAGCAGCUGCUGCGUCCUCGCACCAGCAACAGCAGCAGCACAAGGUCAACGCUGCUCUGGGCGGCGGAGGCGGCAAUGCAGCGCAACAACAGCUGCAGGGCGGCCAAUCUCUGGCGAUGCUGGGAGGAAACGGAGGCGGCAACGGCAGCCAGCUGAUCGGCGGCAACGGACUCAACAUGGACGACUCCAUGGCGGCCACCAACUCCUCGAGGCCGCCCUACGACACGCCGGAGCGUCGCCCGUCGAUACGGAUGCGUCAGGGAGGCGGGGGAGGCGGCGGCGGUGUGGGCGUGGGCAUGCAGAGCGGCGGCGGUGGCGUGGGGAACGCCAAAUAAUAUUUUAUCGUUUAGGUUGCGACGCUGGACACGACACAGUAGACAAACAGCAGAACUCAGCAAACACUAUACAUGUAGAAUAUAAAGUUAUAUAUACCUAAUAUAUAUAAUACUUGCUUUAUAUAUGCGGUAAAACAUGUUGAAAGUAUCCAAAACGGCAGGAUGACCAGGUCCCUGCCAGACACGGAGGACAAGAGCAGUGAGAAAAGAGUAGCAGAGCAGAGCGAAGCGCAGCGCUUUCUUCUUUUUUUUGUACAUUUUCGUUUGUUUUUGACAUUUUUGGUUUCUGCUCCCAGAUGUUAGAACGUUGGGCGCGCUUAUUAUUAAUUAACUAGCCUAUGAAUAAUUUAAUUUAUAAUUUAGUACAUAAACGAUUGCAACUUGGCUGCAAGAAACUGCAACACACCGCACUGUUCAAUUGAUUUGAGGUACCCAGAGAGCAGCCAACAGAUCGGUGGUUAAUUGAGGGUCAGGAAGGGAUUGGGGAGGAGCCAGGACACGCAGGCAUUUAUUCUGUUUUGCAUUUGACUAUUGCCCUCGGCCGGCUCAUUUUUUCGUUGUUAACUCAAAAUCCCAGCCCGAUUCAAGCAGAAUAUUGAACAUGUACACACAUAAUAACUCGAUUGUAAGUGUAAUAUUUGUGUAAAAGAAACAAAGGACACCCCGUUCCGCGAGUGUCCCUAACCCUAGACUAUAGGCACUAGCGAUAGCGAUACCAAUCCAUACAACCCAUAUGCAAGAGCAUAUACAAUCCACAUGUAACCUAAGUUGAAGCCGAUUUCGGGGCGCAAUUAAACGAUGAUAGUGACUUCGAUGAUCAAGUGCAGUAGAGGGGACGUUCUUUAGCUUUAAGCAACGCUCUGACAUGUAAGGCCCCUCCUAUGUUAUAUUAUGUAUCUUAUUGUAACGCCUACGAUACCCGUAUAUCUGUACUAUAUAUACACAUUCGUGGACUGCGCUUUCGCUAGAUGUGUUCAUAUAUAUUUUUCCGAUUUGUUAAACACUAACUGCGCGCAUUUCUCAAGCGGAGGGGAAAUCCCCGGCAAAAAUGAAGACGGGCGGUGGGGCAGCUCUUUUGUUUAUGCAACAAAAUCAUGUAACUAAGUUAGAGAGCGUAUAAAUAGCGUUAGAAGUACACAACAAAACAAUUCGCAUUAACGUUUCGAUUUAAAUACAAAGCCCCUUCAAAGUAAAAUUACAUAACGCUAGCUAAUAAAUCAUAGCUAUAAUAUGAAAUUUGUCUAUAAGUAAUACCAAACCAUAAAAAUAAAAACAAAACCACAAAAUGGAAAAAAAAACUUUAAUUUUAAAUGCGCCAAGAGAAAUUGGGUAAAAAUAUGAAUAUAUAAACAUACAAACUAUAUCUUAUGAGAACACGUAAAAAUGUAAAAUCCUCAGCAAUCGGCUGGCAGUCUAAAGUCUAACAAAUUAAACACAGAAUAGAUCACUGAAGCAGAGCCUCUUAAAACUUAAAUAAAAAUGCAUUACGUGAUAUUUCUUACAAAUUGUUUUUAUGUUUCUGAUCUUUGUUUGCUUUCGGUUCGGUAAUAUUUCCCCUUAUUUAUGGAACCCAAACACUAUCCAAAGCGCACGCCUUGCAAACCGACCAACUUUGUAAACACGACCAUAUAGCUCAGCCAGAAAUCGGGGAUCCUUCAAAGAUAACGCCCCACGCCUACUCCCAGAAACUAAUUAAUAACUUAAUAAGUGUACAUACGAAAUAUCCAAACUAUCCCUACAAGUAAAAAAAAUUAAAAUAUAUGUGUGAUUUUCCUCCUAGCAUACAAGUGUACUAAACCAUUAGCAUUUUAUUGAUAGAAUCGAAAUUAAAAAGCCCGACAGCUGAUUCAUAAUAAUUAUGAGCCACUAGAAAUGGAAAACUAAACGAUCUUGUGUGAAAAGUCCAUUCAGCAUAAGCGAAAAUAGAGAAACUAACAAAUUGACAAACAUAGUAAUUUCGAAAGUUUUGUAUAAUUAACUGUAUAUGUAUAUUGAGAAUAGAAUUUUGAACUAAAUAACUAAUUAAACUUGAAUCGCGAACAAGUCGAUUAUAUCAUGGCGAUAUGAAAAAACAUUUAAAAACCACCAACAGUGAUAUGGAAUACAAAAUAACCACAUACGAAAUCGAAGCGGUUCAUAAACAUUUAAAAAUACGUUAGGACGGAACUCGACGGAUGUAUCGAUAAGUGCACGCCACAUUUAUGUAAUUAGCAAGUAUUUCGAAUUAAAACAACCGAACAUGAAUAUGUAUGUCUGAACAGAAUAAAAGCAGCCACUAAAUAAGUCACACCACUCACAAUAACAAUUACGAACGAGGCAUUAAAAAGCUUAAACCAUAAUAACACAAA